Messenger RNA from Parnassius apollo (apollo), 2205 nucleotides. Lineage: Eukaryota; Metazoa; Arthropoda; Insecta; Lepidoptera; Papilionidae. The record is from the annotation of a GenBank genome assembly.
AUGAACGAUGUCUUAAAAUCUCACAUGACAGACUUUACAAAAGAAAUAAACCGCAGUUUACGAGGAAUGUUGGAUGCUGAAAUGAAGACUAUUAAGGAUGAAUAUAAGGAGAUCAAGGAGUCUAUGGAGUUUAUAAACGGAACGUUUGAAAUGCUUCAAAUUGACCAUAAAGCAAACCAAGAAAAGAUAAAAAAAUUAGAGGAGAUAAACAAGCUAAUGCAGUCAACCAUCAAUAGUCUUCAAUCGUGCGUAAAUCAAUUGGAACAAAAUUCUCGCGCCAAUAAUAUUGAGAUACAAUGUAUGCCCGAAAGUAAAUCUGAGAAUUUAGUGACAUUGUUAAAAAAGUUGGGUAGUGUCAUUGAUUGUGAAGUAGCAGACGAACACACAGCUCUUGUUACAAGAAUAGCCAAGCUGCAACAAGAUAGUUUGCGUCCCCGAUCGAUAAUUGUGGAAUUCAAAGACAUAAAACUACGUGAUGCUUUCUUGGCAGCGAGUAUUAAUUUUAAUAAAAAACACCCAGACGAUAAAUUAAAUAGCGCACAUCUCGGACUGGUCGGCAAAAUGACACCCAUCUUUGUUGCUGAGCAUCUAUCUGUAACUAACAAAGUACUACAUGCAGCUGCAAGAAGAACAGUCAAGAAGAAAGGUUAUGGGCACAUUGCACCUAAGACGCAGACCGGAAAGGUUGUGACAAUCUUUUAUGCCAUCCUCGGCAUUCCGCUCAUGCUUCUCUGCCUGUCUAACAUUGGCGACGUCAUGGCUUCUUCCUUCAGAUUCUUAUACUGGCGGGUUUGCUGCUACGUCUGCACUCGACCACCGAAAAGAAGACACAGACAUCAUCACACUGCAAGGCGCUCAGUGCGCGCGAGUCGUCGGCGGCGGCCAGUAGAGCGCGCGCACUCCGACACUGAUUUUAAGUAUCGUGAUAGCGGCUAUAGCAGCGGCAAGAUCAAACGCACGCGACCUCCUUCGGCGACCCUGCCAUCACGGACACGCUCUCAGCCACCGCCGCUACGAUCUCAAGGUCGAGACUUGGAGGCAGGCGAACGAUCACCAGUGAGGUUUGAUAAAUAUUCCCGGGACAAAUAUGAAGAAGAAGAUGAAGAAUUUCCAAAAAUCUCGCUUCCACUACAAGACUUACAAGCAGCGUUAAAGGAUUUGGAUAAUCACCAGCUGAAGAUAAACUCAAAAUCAGAGCUGCGGAGCAAAUCUUUACCGAGGCCCGCGAAAUCAAAGCCAGAGUUCGGACCCAGAAGAGACUUCGAUGAGCAGCGUCAUUAUGAGUUGGAUGAUGGCAAUGAUAUUUAUGAAAUGCACGACCUUCAUGACGUUGACUAUGAAAACUUUAAAGAACGAAAGGCGUUGGAACAACGAGAACCAAGAAGAAUAGAAAGAGACGACUACAGUUACAGAGAUCGAGGCUAUGACCCGGAGGAUGAGGAUUAUGAAGAAAGUCCAAGGACCAGGAGAACAGGAUACAAUCAGAGAAUGGAUCGCGGCCGCUCUGAAUUCUACGAAAGGGACAUAGAAGACUACGAUUUAGACCGUCGACGCGGCCGCCGCGCGCGAAGUGCUAUGUACGACUGUGAAAGAAGGCAAGACAGUGGUCCCGAUCGGUGGGGAACUGACGAUCGUCUUGGAGUGGGGGACAGACACGGAAGGCCACGGCGCCUGCGCAGGCUCUACACUGUCGAUGACACCGAAAGACAACAUCACAGAUAUACACCGUCCCCGGAUAGAGAUGACUGGAGUGACGAGCUGCCUCCCAUUCGACGCAGGCCUCCUGCAGAUUGGGGUUCCCGGCAGUCUGAUUUGCAUCCAUCUGGGCCAGUGUCGAUCGCCAGAGACGAAAUAAAGCCGGUGCCUAUCUGGCUGUGCGUGUUUCUGGUGGCUUCCUACAUCGUGGCGGGCACGUUCUUGUUCAAGCGGUGGGAAGGCUGGGCGUACCUGGACGCGGCUUACUUCUGCUUCAUCACGCUCACCACCAUCGGCUUCGGCGACUUUGUGCCUGCUCAGGGGCAGAGCGGCGAGGCGGCGGACGCGGUGCACUCAAUCGCGCUGUGCUCACUGUAUCUGCUGUUCGGCAUCGCGCUGUUGGCGAUGUCCUUCAACCUGGUGCAGGAGGAGGUGCGCGCGAACGUCGCCGCGCUCGCAACUCGCCUCGGCAUCAUCAAGCCGCGAGACAUUCACGACCUCGACUACUGA